GAAAAGUGUCGCUUCUGACCAGGGGGGUUCACAACCCAUGAUUUUCAAACGCUCAAGUGCAUCUCGGAAGCCGACUUCCGCCUUUAAUGCCAACCGCCAAUGAAGAUGUAAAAAUUAAAGCUUAAUUCAUCGAUCCAUGCUCAUCGUAGUUUUGCACCGAUAAUGCGGACGGACUUUACGAUUUCUUCAGUACUCGUAUCGAAACUCUACUUCAUAACUAGACAGUGUUUCUUACUCUCAUGAGCCCCUUCAUACAAAUGUUUCUACUGAUGUCAUUCGUCACCAUUUCAAUUGAUAGGUUUUCAAUAUUAUCAACGGGUAGCGCUAUGAAUAUGAUAUAAAUAUCUUUUAUCCAUCGAUCUUAUCUUCAUUUCCAAAAAGAAAACAUGUUUCGGACCUCCGAUCUCGUCAUUGAACGGACCCCGCCAUUACCACAAAUGAACGAUAAUGAAAACGUGAAAGAUGGGAAAGAAAUAGAUUGUUCUCAAGAAUCCAAUUCAAUCAAUUGCACGAUUGAUGAAGGAAAGAAACAGAGAUUUUCUAAGAUAAACGAGAAUAGGAUAAUGAAGUUCUUUUGGGGUAUGGUUACUUAUACGCCGAAGAGAUGUCGAUAUGAUGUAGAUGAACCGCCAAAAUUCAGCUUGUGGAUGAAUUUGCUUUUUGCUUUUGCUUGUACUUUCACGGUGGCAAAUCUUUAUUACAGUCACCCUAUUCUUAAUAUCUUAGCCGCAGAAUUCAAUGUCACCAAUGAACGCGCAUCAAUUAUUCCAACCGUAAUGCAAGCAGGUUAUGCAUCUGGACUGUUGCUUCUAUGUCCACUAGGAGAUAUCUUCAAGCGACGUACAUUCGUAUUGUCAUUGGUAUUCUUUACUGCGACUAUGGUACGUUUACUUGGAAAGACUUUUAUAUACUGUUUUCAUGAUGAAACAUUCGCAAUGUGCUCUUGUAUUGACUCAGGUUCAUCUUAAUAGUGGCUUGGUUUAUGCCUCACAAACUCAUUUUCUGUUUUUGUUGGAAUAUCUUUCAUCACGGCACUUACUACGGUUACUCCACAACUCAUGCUCCCUUUAGUAGGGGAUUUAGCACCGCCAAAUCGCAGAGCAACUUGCUUGGCUAUUGUUUCCUCCGGUCUACUACUUGGUUUGCUGAUCGCUCGUUUGCUUUCUGGUAUUCUAACACAAUACACUACUUGGCGAACAAUCUACUGGUUUUCCUUCGGUGUCCAAUAUCUUAUCUUCAUCCUUCUCUACUUUUUCAUGCCCGACUACCCAAGCACCAAUCCGGGAUCUUUCAAUUACUUCUUCCACCUACUCAGUAUUAUUCGUUUACUCUUCAAACAUCCCCUUCUAGUUCAAGCAUCUUUAAUCGGCUUCUGCACCUCCACAAUCUUCACCUCUUACUGGACAACCCUCACAUUCCUCCUCUCCUCUCCUCCCUACUCCUUCUCCCCCGUCCCCAUUGGUCUCUUCGCCCUCAUCGGCAUCGUCACCUUCAUCCUCGGCCCCAUCUACUCCCGUAUCAUCAUCGAUAAAUUCAUCCCCCUCUUCAGCGUCAUCCUAGGCCUUCUCUACUGUUUCAUCGGCGUCGUCAUCGGUACCUAUACUGGAGAAUUCACCCUUGCGGGUCCAAUUCUCCAAGCCAUCUUCAUGGACCUAGGCAUCCAAACCGCGCAGAUUGCGAAUCGAAGCGCGAUUUAUGGGAUCGAUCCAAAAGCGAGGAAUAGAGUUAAUACGGCGUAUAUGUUGAUGGUUUUUUCGGGGCAGCUCACAGGGACGGCGGUAGGAAAUCGAUUGUAUGCCAGGGGAGGUUGGGUGGUGAGUGGGAGUGCUGGGGUGGGCUUUGUGGGGUUGGGGUUGGGGCUUUGUUUCUUGAGGGGGCCGUGGGAGAAGGGGUGGGUGGGGUGGGGUGGGGGAUGGGGGAUUAGGAGGAGGGAUUUGAGGGUUGGGGGGGUGGUGGAGAAGAGGGGGGUAGGAGAGAGGGGAGGAGAGAAUGUUCAUGCUGGUGCUGGUGCUGGUAAUAGGGUUUUGGAGAUGGGGGAUGGGGAAAGACAUGGAGAAGUUGGAGUUGUACCUUGUCGUGUGAGUUCUAUACGGGAAUCGUAGAUUGAGGGUUUGGGAAACGAGGGGGGUUGGGAAAAUCAGAUGGAAACUCGGUGUGAUAUCUUGAAUGAGAUUCUGCUAUCUAUGAAGAUAUUUGAGGGUCUGAAAUUGAUUAUAUGGAUUAUAUUUAUGAUGUGAUAUGAUAUGAUAUUGAUGAAUGAGAUGAAGAUGAGGAAGAGGAAGAGGAAGAGGAAGAAUGUGUAUAUUCGUGAUAUGGAGAUAUAUAUAUAUAUUUAUAGUUGAAUAGCACUAUAAUCUCUUUCUUCCUAUUAUUGAUGCAGAGAAGUUGGGUUUCUGUAUAAUCAGAAACGGAUAUAGAUUUUGCUUGUUUUGAAGGAUUUUCUGAGGUAGGAGGGAGGAGGGAGAAGGAAAAGAUUUAUGAUUAUGAGGAUUAGAUUGAGUUGAGCUGGGUUGGGUUGGAUUGAAGGAUUUGAUUUGAUUUGGGAAUCCUUCUUUUGUGUUUGAGUCGUUUUUGUAGCA
Molecule: messenger RNA, 2579 nt
Organism: Botrytis cinerea B05.10
Lineage: Eukaryota; Fungi; Ascomycota; Leotiomycetes; Helotiales; Sclerotiniaceae
Exons: 3
Coding region: 1059-2102 (347 amino acids)
Biological process (GO): transmembrane transport
Molecular function (GO): transmembrane transporter activity
Source: RefSeq, a predicted model, not a curated record